Molecule: messenger RNA, 2319 nt
Organism: Humulus lupulus (European hop)
Lineage: Eukaryota; Viridiplantae; Streptophyta; Magnoliopsida; Rosales; Cannabaceae
Product: acidic leucine-rich nuclear phosphoprotein 32-related protein
Exons: 2
Coding region: 388-1782 (464 amino acids)
Cellular component (GO): nucleus
Molecular function (GO): histone binding
Source: RefSeq, a predicted model, not a curated record
CCCAACUCUCCACUCUGUAACUAAUACAAGAAAAAUUAAAAAAAAAAAAAAAUUAAGAGAGAGAAAGAAGAAAUUUAGGUCUAAUUUUUAUUUUUGUUCUCGGAAACGUUUCCAAUCUAAAAAAAAAAAAACUAGGGUUUUACAGAAAGGGGAUUAGGUAUUUCAAUUGGUGUUUUGAUCUUUUCCAGGGUUAGGGUUACGAUAGAGACAGUUUUUAUCUCUAUCGAGACAAUUUAUUUAAAGUUGUUUAUUUUCGUGGAAAAUUUAUACUCAUUCGUGCUUUGAAUCGAUUCCUGUUCUGUGAUUUUAACGAUAGAUUGAUAUUGGUAUAGAUAAAGCUGUCUGUUGAUUUGUAUGAGCUGAAGUAAAAGGGGAGUUUCAAAUUUGAUGGAUGAGAUCUGGGAGAGAGCCGUUGAGACAGCUCUGGACGGGCAAACUGACCACGCCUCGGCUCGAACGCUGACCCUAGACGGUGCGGCCAAGUGCAUACAAGGGAGGUUACCACCACCGAGUCUUCUAGAGAAGUUCCAGAACCUUCAGCACCUUUCUAUUGCCAAUAUUGGUGCUACUUCGCUCGAGCAGUUUCCACGUCUCCCGAGUCUAGAGAAGCUUAACCUCACCGAUAAUCGGAUCGCUGGUGGCCUUGAGUUUCUUGUCGAAGCGGGUCUCGACUCCCUACGGGACCUUGACCUUUCGAACAACCGGAUUCAAUACAUCGAAGAUCUUGCUCCGCUAGCUCAGCUUAAGCUCGUUUCCCUUGAUCUCUACGAGUGUCCGGUUACGAGGGUCAAGGAUUAUCGAUCUAGGGUAUUCGGGUUGAUAAAAUCGCUUAAGUAUUUGGAUAAGAUGGAUGCGGAGGAGAAUGAACGACCAGAGUCUGAUGACGAGGAUGACGAAGAAGAGGAAGAUGAGGAUGAUCCUGGAAGUGGAGAAAUUGAUGGUGAGGAUCGGCCUUUUAGAUUGAAUAACGGCCAUAGCGAGGUGAUUGAAGGGGUUGUUGAUGUUGAUGAGGACGAAGAGAGUGAUGCUGAUGAGGAGGAGACUGAGACAGCUAGGAGGGUGAAUGGACAUAAUCAUCAGGCGAAUGGGUUUCGGGUUGCUCCUGUGGUUGGAGAAGAGGAGGAUGAGGAAGAUGGGGAAGAUGAAGAUGAUAAUGAGUCUGGGGAGGAAAUUGAUGAAGAGGAAGGAGAGGAAGAUGAUGUGGUUGAAGUUCAUGAGAUUGAUGAUAGUGAUGAGGAAGAUGGGAUUGAAUAUGAUGAGGAUGAUGACGACGAUGAUGAUGAUGAGGAAGAUGAAGAAGAGGUGGACAAUGAUGAGGCCGAUAUUGCCGAGCCUGAGGGUACUGGACGGUUAACGAGCACGGAAGGUGAGAUUGAUGGGCAUGAGCAGGGGGAGGAUGACGGAGACGAGGAUGAUAAUGGAGAGACUGGGGAGGAAGAACAGGCCGUAGAGGAAGAUGGAGAGUUUGAAGAUGGGGAAGAAGAGGAUGAUGACUAUGGUGCAGGCUACUUAGUUCAACCUGUGGUACAAGCUGAGGAAGAAGAUGGUGGAGGUAGUGACAUGGAUCCUGGUAACGAUGAUGAAGAGGAGGAAGAAGAAGAAGGUGAUGGCGAAGAAGAGGAGGAGGUUGAAGACGAGGAUGAAGUUCCGGUGAUACCCCCUCCUCCAUCUUCAUCUUCUUCCCAGCUAAAGAGGAAGAGAGAUGGGGAGGAAGAUGAAGAUGAUGGCGAGGAUGACGAUGAGGAUGUUGAGUUUAGCAAGUCUUCAAAGAAGCAUCACUGACACUCGCCAUCGAUCUUGCAUGUUUAAUGUUUUCUUUUUUUCGUUCAUGUCUUUUUAGUAUGGAAGACAAGGAGAACCUUAGCUAGAUUGGUUGGUACCUUGGUAGUAGUGAUUUUGGCUCUCUUCUUGGAUAAAUAUAUAGUUGGAAGGAAGAUAUGAUAUCGUUAUAUCUUUGGCCUUUGGGGGGUUUUCAGUUCAAAAGUUCGUUAGUGUUUCCCCCCAGCUUUGGAACUCUUACAUAGCCGUUACUCUUUCAUAUUUUAAAAGGCAGUUAAGAGCGGUUCACACAAGCACAUCUUCUCAUUUCAAAGGCUCGGUUUCAAAAGGGGACUUCUUGGAGGGAAGCAACGAGAGAAAAAGGGAGUAAACUUAGUUUAUAUAUUUUUUUUUGCUUUUGUUUGCCCGAGUAGAGUACCCUUUCUUUUAUCUUAUUUGUUCUUUUUUUUAAAGGGGGCAUGUAAAAAAAAGAAAGAAAAAAACGCAUGUGGAUAGGUUUUAUUUCUCUCAUGUUCCAUUCAAUCAAAUGGGCUUCAAGUA